Molecule: messenger RNA, 630 nt
Organism: Fraxinus pennsylvanica
Lineage: Eukaryota; Viridiplantae; Streptophyta; Magnoliopsida; Lamiales; Oleaceae
Source: the annotation of a GenBank genome assembly
AUGAGCUGCAAUGGGUGCAGAGUGUUGAGAAGAGGAUGCAGUGAACAGUGCAUCUUAAGGCCGUGUUUGGAUUGGAUCGAAAGCCCUCAAGCCCAAGCAAAUGCCACCCUUUUUGUUUCAAAGUUCUUUGGCAGGAGCGAUCUCAUGGCCUUCAUUUCUGCCGUCCCGGAAAACAAAAGACCAGCUUUGUUUCAAUCGUUGCUGUUUGAGGCGUGUGGACGGACGGUGAAUCCUGUGAAUGGAGCGGUGGGGCUUUUAUCUACCGGCAACUGGCACAUCUGCCAGGAAGCGGCGGAGACGGUAUUCGCCGGUGGAUCUCUCCGGCCGAUGUCCAACGGAAUUCUGCCUCUCAAUUCCGAUGAAGCAUCUGAGGCAGGGUGGACUGGCAAUACAUAUCAAAUUUCAGAGCCCAAUCGCUUCAUGCAUGGACCGAGCAGCCUCAUCAUCCGUGAAGCUCCGCCGCCGGAACUCAGGAUUAGUCCCGGCAUCGGGAAUAACUGCCCGAUGAUGGAGAUGUCUGCAUCGUUUGGGUCUGGAAUAUCGGAAUUAUUGCCGGGAUCCGAAAGGGAUGAGGAUGGGAUUAAUGGAGUUGGUAGCAUAGAGCCAAAACUUCUCAACCUUUUUGCAUAA